This is a messenger RNA of Lolium rigidum, 1206 nucleotides long. RefSeq names its product U6 snRNA phosphodiesterase 1. Gene Ontology annotation, cellular component: nucleus. Gene Ontology annotation, biological process: U6 snRNA 3'-end processing. The record is from RefSeq and is a predicted model, not a curated record. Bases 236 to 1075 code for a protein of 279 amino acids. The transcript has 6 exons. Gene Ontology annotation, molecular function: 3'-5'-RNA exonuclease activity. Lineage: Eukaryota; Viridiplantae; Streptophyta; Magnoliopsida; Poales; Poaceae.
GAGCCGGCGCUGCCGCGACCUGGCCAGGUGACGGUGACCCACUCUUCCCUUCCCUCCUGAAUCCUGAUGUCUCGCUCCUGGUGACCGUGGCAUCAGGGAGACUCCAAGUAGGGUUCAGGGAAAUUUCAAUCGGGCUGCCCCUUGUGUCGACUGCGUCCAGGCUGCCUACAGAGUACAGAGAUUACGGUUCAGAUCACCGACCCAGUUAGGCAGCUUCGGGCUCCAGGCACCGCUGAUGGAUGCGCUCAUGGCGAACUACGCGUCCGGCUCCGACGACGACGACGACGAGCAGGCGCCCGUCACGGGCGCCGCCCCGGACCCGGAAGCUUCCGCGGUGCUCCCUCCCCCUCCGCUCGACCUCCUCCAGCCCCCAAACUUCAUAGAUUACUCUGCAUUGGCGCAGGGGAACCGCGUCCGGAGCUUCCCCCAUGUGGAAGGCAUCUAUGCGCUGCAUGUCUACAUCCCUGUUGUCAUUCCUUUCGAUGCAAGGAAGCAGCUGACCCUUGUCAUGAGAAGAGCUGCAUCACUUGUGCCGGAUCUCUAUGCUGUAGAUGCUGAUUACGCACUUUCAGAAUUGUGCAAAGACGAGCAAAAGCUUGAGAAAGUGCUUCUGGGCAGGGAGUUCCAUGUAAGCUUAGGAAGAACUGUUGGGAUUCAGGUGGAUCAAAUUGACUCCCUAGUCGCAAUGCUUCGGCAGAAGUUUCAGUCACAACAACGGUAUUGGAUGGACUUCAACAAAUGGGAGCAUUUUGUCAAUGACGAUUCUACACGAUCAUUUCUUUCACUAGAGGUUACAAGAACUGGGUUAACAGAGAUAAGUAGGCAGAUACAUAUGGUUGAUGAAGUAUAUCGAUUGCAUGGUCUUCCUGAGUUCUACAAGAAUCCUCGGCCACACAUAUCAUUGGUGUGGGCAUUGGGUGAUGUUAGCUCCAAACUGAAGCAUGCGGCAAAAGAGAUUGAAAAGUUCCAAAGUAGCAUCAGCUCAUCCAAAAACUGCAAUCUGAGAUGCAAUUUUAGUCGUGUAGUGUGUAAAGUAGGCAAGAAGGUGUACGAUAUCUGCAAGAUCUCAGACUGAAACAUCGCUCCUCUACACUUAACUUUUGGAAUUACAGACUUCUGUAGUCUAUCCCUUUGGUUGUAAGAAGGAACUAAAAUGAGGUAAUUGCAAUGGAGAUACGCUGAAUUUGUCAUGCGACUUUGCUUUAA